AGUUGACUUCUGAAUGAAGGGUAUUGUGAUGUAAAUGUGUUGUUUAUGUCCCCACUUAACAUUGUGUCUUUCGGUUACUUUGACCGAAAGGUCGAAUAAGUGUGUUAUGUAAUUUAGGCCACGUGAUGAAACAAUACGUUAGAAGAAACCAAACAAUUGUCUGGAAAGCCAAUAAUAGUAAUAAGUUGAACCAUGGCAGACACCAGUUCAUCACCAUUGAAGCACUUUGUACAGGCUAAAAAGAAGAUUAACUCAAUCUUCGAUCAACUGUUGGAGUAUGUUAAUGAAGGAGCAAGCUUUAUUAAAGAAUCUCAUCAAAAUGAAGGAUUGGAGAAGAUAACAACGCAGCAGCAGCUGGCAGAAAUAGAAAUGUUUGCAACUAAAGUGGCUGGAAUCAGUGAGGUGCUGGCACGUAGACACAUGAAAGUGGCCUUUUUUGGGAGAACAAGUAAUGGGAAGAGUACAGUGAUCAACGCUAUGUUAUGGGACAAGGUACUGCCCAGCGGCAUUGGACACACAACCAACUGCUUCCUUAGUGUUGAAGGAACAGAUGGGGAGAAAGCCUAUUUGAUGACAGAGGACUCUGAGGAAAAGAAGAACGUUAAAACUGUGAACCAACUGGCACAUGCUCUGCAUCAGAAUGAAUACUUAGAUGCUGGUUGUCUAGUCCGUGUUUUUUGGCCAAAAUCGAAAUGUGCUCUUCUUCGAGAUGACUUGGUAUUGAUGGACAGCCCUGGUACUGAUGUCACCACAGAGCUGGAUAGCUGGAUUGACAAGUUUUGUCUGGAUGCUGAUGUCUUUGUAUUAGUAGCAAAUUCAGAAUCAACACUUAUGCAGACUGAGAAACAAUUUUUUCAUAAGGUUAACGAGCGACUUUCCAAGCCUAAUAUUUUUAUCUUGAAUAAUCGUUGGGAUGCUUCUGCUUCUGAGCCAGAGUACAUGGAUGAAGUACGUCAGCAACACACUGACCGCUGUGUUAGUUUCCUUGUUGAUGAGCUUGGUGUAGUCGAUUAUGCACAAGCUGAGAAUCGCAUAUUUUUUGUUUCUGCUAAGGAAGCUGUUAAUGCCAGAAUUCACAAAGCGCAAGGAAUGCCAGAAGGUGGUGGUGCGCUAGCAGAUGGAUUCCAGGCUAGGCUUUUUGAAUUUCAGAAUUUUGAGCGUCAAUUUGAGGAGUGUAUCUCGCAGUCAGCAGUGAAAACAAAAUUUGAACAACACACAAUCAGAGCUAAACAGAUCAUAGACACUGUGAAAAAAAUCAUGGAAUCCAUCAAUGUGGUUGCAGCAGAAAAGAGAGUCCUUUCCUUGGAGGAACGGGAGGACCACCUCGAUCGAUUGGAGUUUGUGCGUAGUCAGCUAACCUUGCUAACAGAGGACUGUAGGAAAAGCAUAAAACUCGUAACUGAAGAAGUAGAAGCCAAGGUUUCCACUGCAAUGACUGAUGAAAUCUGCCGUCUUUCUAUAUUGGUUGAUGAAUUUCAUGGAGACUUCCAUCCUUCUCCUGCAGUUUUAAAAUUUUAUAAAAAUGAUCUGCACAAGCACAUUGAAGAAGGACUAGGAAGGAACUUGGCUGAACGCUGCUCCAGUGCAGUCCAUGCUGCAUUGCAGACCGCACAGCUUCAAAUGAUAGGAAAUCUCAAGCCUUUGCUUCCAUUAAAUGUUCAGAAUCAAGUCAAUGCACUGCUCCCAUACCAUAAAUUUGACCUCAGCUAUGACCUGAACUGUGACAAAAUAUGUGCAGAUUUCCAAGAAAAUGUUGAAUUCCAUUUUUCACUUGGUUGGACUUCACUGGUCAGUCGUUUCCUGGGACCCAAGACUGCCCGUAGAGCUCUACUGGGACUUGGUGACCCAACUUUUCAGAUUCCUCGACCUUUGUCUACAACACCACCAGUGACAAAUGUACCUGCACUUGCUCAAGAAAACAUGGCACAGGAAGAGCUGAUGAUCUCUCUAGUCACUGGACUUGCUUCUCUGACAUCCAGGACUUCAGUGGGUGUUGUCAUUAUUGGAGGAGUGAUUUUCAGAGCUGUGGGCUGGAGGCUUAUAGCUAUUGCUCUAAGUCUCUAUGGUAUAUUGUACGUGUAUGAGCGUUUAACAUGGACAACAAAAGCAAAGGAGAGAGCUUUCAAGCGCCAGUUUGUGGACUAUGCCACAGAGAAAUUGCAGAUGGUUGUUAGUUUCACAAGUGCAAAUUGUAGCCAUCAAGUAAAUCAGGAAAUGACUAGUACCUUUGCUCGACUAUGCCAGCAGGUAGAUGUUACUGAGAAAAACUUAGAAGAGGCAAUAACCAGCCUUAAUAAAAAGAUUGCACUCCUAGAGUCUACACAAAACCGAUCAAAGCUGCUGAGAAACAAAGCAACAUGGCUGGAAAAUGAACUGGACAUAUUUACAAAACAGUACCUGCAGCCAAACCAGUGAAAAUUUGCUAAACCUAAAAUCUAAAUGUCUCAUAUAACCUCACUGAUGGGGAUUGUCACCAGUGUUGCCACAGUGCUGUUUGAAAAAUACAAACUUCCAGUCCCUUUUAUGUACAAUGACAUUUUUUCCAGGAUCCUUCUUUCAAUCCUCCAGAAAUCUAACCAGAUAUAGGAAAAGACACACACUAUUCAUUUAAAUUCACCCACUUCAAAAUAAGGCAUUGAUGACUGGGAUUAUUCAUAUCUUAAUAGAUGUAUUUAAUAUGGUGAGAAAAUUUAAAUAUGUAGCAUCAUAAUUUAGCAAAGGAUGUAAAUGCCACUGUUACAAAUACUGAGGAGUGUAAUUGAUAAGCAUUGUUUAAUAUCAAAUUGUGACAAUAUUUCAGUUGAAUUAAUUAAUUUAAAGAAAGGCAAUUAGCUAUUUGCAAUGCACCUAGGAAGGGAAUAAAAGAAAUAUUGUUAUUCUAUGCGGUACUGUAUGAUAAAAUGUACAUUUCCUGCUCAUUGUCUGGAUACAUGACCCACGCGUUGGUUAGCUGUAUAGGUGGAUAUACUAUCUAAUCAAAACACACAAACCUUUAGUCACAAAAAUUCUGACCUGUUUGAACCUUAAUUUCUCACUUAUGCAAAUUUACAUGUAAUUUUUUUUCAUGAUUUUACAAGCUUCUCCUUCUGCUAAAAUUAGUACUUGUCUUGAGAGAGUGUCCUUCCAUUAAACUGGGUUCUUAUAAACAUUUUUGAUACACAUAAAAAGAUGGUGCUGAAAAGAGUGUUGGCAAAGCUUUAUAUUUGUGGUUAUGACAACUGUAAGAAUGCCAAAUUGUAAAUGGACACCGUGAUUAUCCUGCAGGUGAAAAGAUUGCUUAUUGGUUGGCAAGUUGACUCUGACGAGGCAUGGAAUUCCCAUGAAAGAGCAAUGGGCUUUCCAAGCUCCUGCAUAAUUCAAAAAUUGCGUAGGCUUAUACAUCCUUUAGUUGCAUUGAGUGACUUCCUUCACAUGAAUGGGUUGUGUUGCUAUCAGGUGCAAUUGAACUACAUUGCAAGCUAAACUGUUUACUUUCAAUUAGUUAUUACAGUAGUUGAUAAUAUGUUCUGGUUUGUUCAGCAAGUGCUGUGCCAUCACAGGAUCAGAUUGAAUAGACUGUUUAUUUUGGAAGCACAGGUAGGCAGUCCUCAAACAGUAUUGAGCACCUAAGGAACAUGCUAGCAGAGUACAGACCUUGGUCAACCAGCCACACUUUCAAAAUCCGAAAUAUCUACUCUUAGGUGUGAUUCUGCUAAACAAUCCAGAAUGCACUAACUGCUACAGAAUCAAUUUAAAAUAAUCAUUCAAACUCAUAAGAUGGCUCAUUGAUACUGAUAGAAGUGAGAUGAAUUGUUUGGCCAAGGCAAUUUUUUGCAAACAAAAACAUUUGAGCCAUGGAUCUCCUAUGAGUUACGUAGAGAGAUGACUGGCAAGAACAUCCCGAUCAGUGCACUUCUCUCCAGCACUAUAAACUGUCAUGACAUUUGAAAAUUUACAUUCUUCAAUCAGUACAAGACAAAAAGCUUCAGCAACGCCUUUCUCUUUCCAGCAAUAAAUAGAUGUCCAGACCUAAAGUAAGUACAGUUUAUGAAUGAGGCUUCAUAUAAUCAAUCAUGUACCUAAUGACUGGAUAUUAUUGCAUAAGGCUAAGCAAUGAGGAUUAAACUAAAUCUUAUUUAAUUGGUAUUGACAUCAUAGAAACUUAAAUGUCCAUAAUGUUAUUGUUUGAGGGAUUCCCAAGAUGCUGCAAAUGUCCUAAUUUUGUAAAUAUGUUAAUAUAAUUUGUAUGUGAGAUAAAAGGAAAUUUAACUAUCAAAUACUGGAAAGAACUUUUGAAUUCAUUUGCAAACUAUUUUCAUGAAGACCACCUAGAGUCUGAGUAUCAUUCUGAUUAAGAACUUUUCAUUGAAACUUUAGAUGAAGCUCAGUCAAAGCUGGACCACAGUCUAAUACUAGAGCCUAAAUUUCACAUAUACAGCGUUGCCACUUCAGAUUACAAAUCAAAUUCCAACAUUACUCAGAUUAACAGAAGCAAUAUUUUUGAUGUGACAGUUUAAAUAAUUUAGAAAUGUCCUUUAAAAGUUCAAUUCUUUAGUCUUUGUUAAUAGCAUCACAAUCAGCAUAAAUGUGAAUCAUAACAUGCUGACUGCUUAUUGUAGAAUUGGCAUGUACUAGAUAUCAGACCUGUUUAUUGGGCAGUCUAAAGAAUAAGGUUAAAGACAAUAACAGCAAUGAAGAAAGAGUAAUGAGUUAUUGAUUCCAAAUAUUUACAUUUAGUAAAGUAGUCAUUCUAUCAACUUUGUCUUGUAUGGGUUCUUAAUAUUUUUGAAGUUUAUCUGCAGAUAUCUAAAGCUUAUUCAUAACACUUCUUUUGCAUCUAAAAAUAAAGCCACUAAACAUAGCCCAGAUAUUUUGAGUGAUCAGCAAACAACUGAUUAAACUGAAUUGUGCCAGUAAUUUCCAUGGAGGUUACUCCAACCUAAGCAUACAGAAAUGGUGUAAAUGGAUUUUUAUACCAUGAAUUUCCAUGUAAUACACUGAAAAUUCUAUCUUUUCUUGAUUAAGAACUGUAAACCUUAAAAUUUGAUCUUAGCACUGUGAAAUAUUUACACAGUAUAUCCUGCCCUUAAAAUAACUCACCAAGAUUAUUUUCAUUUAAAGGGUUGCACAUUUAUGUUAAAUGGGAGAGAGAUGAAUGAUGUUUACUAGACACACAUUAAUGAACACGUUUGUACAGUGUUAGAUUUGAUCUUAAAUUUUCUAACUCUUUGAACUGUUUUCCAAAUUUCUUGUCUCUCUUCCCCGUUACUAGAUCUAUCCACUGUGAAGGGUUAACCAAAUUUAUGAUCUUUGAGCUGUGUAUUUAAAGCAACUGUACAAUUUAAAUGUACAAAUAAAUU
Messenger RNA from Stegostoma tigrinum, 5339 nucleotides. Its product is annotated as mitofusin-2-like. The transcript is spliced from 18 exons. Gene Ontology annotation, molecular function: GTP binding; GTPase activity. Gene Ontology annotation, cellular component: mitochondrial outer membrane. Gene Ontology annotation, biological process: mitochondrion localization; mitochondrial fusion. The record is from RefSeq and is a predicted model, not a curated record. The coding region runs from base 193 to 2415 and encodes 740 amino acids. NCBI's taxonomy places the organism in Eukaryota, Metazoa, Chordata, Chondrichthyes, Orectolobiformes, Stegostomatidae.